UCAUUGAUCAUCACUCACCAGCAAAUGACAGCAGGCACAAAGGAUUUAAGAAAAGACAAGCUCAGCAGGAGCAAGGCCAGGUUGGGGCCACCCCUUCCACCCCCAAGAUGUGCAGUCUCCCAUCCAGACUCCCCAGCUUGGAGAAAAGAUGACCCCUGCCCAUCUCCUCUGUCUGCCCCAGGGACCUGGAGACGCAGGCAUCCCCUCCCAGAAGCCCAGGAGGAGGAGGAAGAAGAGGAGGAUAAAUAUGAGCUGCCCCCCUGUAAGGCUCUGCUCCGCCACCUAGCCCCCGCCCACCUUCCUGGCACUGAGGAGGACUCUUUGUACUUGGAUCACUCUGGCCCCCUGAGCCCUCCCAUGUUACCACCACCACCGCCACCACCGCCACCGCAGCCCCAGCCGGAGGUGAUGAACAACCUCCCCACCUGCCCCACCCCAGGCUACCAUCUCCCACCCAAGGCAGCGUGGAGCCCGCCGGAGGCCACAAAGCAGAGCUGGCCCUUUGGGAGGCGAGAGCUGGGUGCACCAGACCGGGCGGUGCCGGGCCCAGGAAAGCAGCCCGAGGAGGACAUAUACCUAGAUUGUGAGCCCAGUCCAGUCCCGGCCUUGCCUCACACUCUGAGCUCCCCAGUCCUGAGGCCCCCAGUCCCUCUACCAAGGACAUCAGUGGGGCCCAGGCCCACCACAGCCCCCCAUGAAGCUCGGAAUGGAGCGUCGAAUGCCACCUCUAAAGGGUCUGCACCAAAUCAGGAAGCUCCCAACCUGUACCUUAAAAUCACUCCUCACUUGGAGGUCACGCGUGGCCUAGCCGGAAGGAGAGCCUCUCUUUGCUCUGUAGCUGCCACCCAGAAUGCCUCAGCUGCCGAGGAAGGCGAUCUGCUGGGCCAGCCUUGGUACUCAGGGAACUGUGACCGCCACGCUGUUGAGAGUGCCCUGCUCCGACGCCAAAAGGACGGGGCCUACACCGUGCGCCCCAGCUCAGGCCCUCGUGGUUCUCAGCCCUUCACCCUGGCAGUACUUCUCCACGGCCGGGUCUUCAACAUUCCCAUCCGCCGGCUGGAUGGCGGGCGCCACUACGCCCUGGGCCGGGAAGGCAGGAACCACGAGGAGCUCUUCUCCUCCGUGGCCGCCAUGGUCCAGCACUACCUGCAGCACCCCCUACCGCUCGUGGACAGACACAGCGGCAGCCGGCAGCUCACCUGCCUGCUCUUCCCCACCAAGCCCUGACGCCACAGCGCACGUGCACCCCGGCCUCUGGUUCCAUAGUUUGCUCCUCGGGCUGUCUCCCUCUCCUCUCCCAGGUCUCCACCCCUCCAGCCCCCGCUCCCCAAUCCUGUGCCCCAGUCCCUGCAGGCCUCCCUGAGAGCCAUUGGGAAGGGUCGCCCAGAGACAGAAAGGGUCCCUAAGAUCCCACCCCAUGCUCACCCAGAGCCUGGCACUGCCACUCCCUGCUGCACCUCCAAGACUGGAAAGCAGGGGACAGGCAGGGCCUCCAUUCCCGGCCCCCAGGCGUGGCCUCCCAAGCUGCUCUGAAUGAAGGCCUCCUCUGGGAAGCUGAGCCUCAGGGGGAUAGUAAGGGCACUGCUCCUACACAAAGAGAAUCCUCUCACAUUUUGGAGGAGGCUUAACACGGGGCUGGCAUCUGGAAGGAAUUUGGUCGCCCUGAACAUAGUUUGCUUUCAAUAAAUA
Messenger RNA from Eubalaena glacialis (North Atlantic right whale), 1689 nucleotides. RefSeq names its product SH2 domain containing 6 (gene SH2D6). The transcript has 17 exons. Bases 25 to 1227 code for a protein of 400 amino acids. Lineage: Eukaryota; Metazoa; Chordata; Mammalia; Artiodactyla; Balaenidae. Gene Ontology annotation, biological process: intracellular signal transduction; cell surface receptor protein tyrosine kinase signaling pathway. Gene Ontology annotation, cellular component: cytoplasm. The record is from RefSeq and is a predicted model, not a curated record.